Molecule: messenger RNA, 1677 nt
Organism: Apus apus (common swift)
Lineage: Eukaryota; Metazoa; Chordata; Aves; Apodiformes; Apodidae
Product: indoleamine 2,3-dioxygenase 2-like
Exons: 10
Coding region: 1-1239 (412 amino acids)
Biological process (GO): 'de novo' NAD+ biosynthetic process from L-tryptophan
Cellular component (GO): cytoplasm
Molecular function (GO): heme binding; indoleamine 2,3-dioxygenase activity; L-tryptophan 2,3-dioxygenase activity
Source: RefSeq, a predicted model, not a curated record
AUGGAGGCUGGCAAUGGCACAGAGGAGACCCCGCUGCCCCUGGUGCUGAGCAGGUUCCAGCUCUCCGAGGAGUACGGCUUCCUUCUUCCCUGUCCUCUGGCAGAGCUGCCAGCACCCUAUGGCCCCUGGAUGGAGAUCGCCCACAACCUGCCUCAGCUCAUCGCCAGCCAUCGGCUCCGCUCACGAGUUCACCAGAUGCCACAGCUGAGCACCCAGCACCUGCAAGGACGUGAGGAGCUGCACUUGGCACAUCUGGUGCUCAGCUUCAUCACAAUGGGCUACCUCUGGCAGGAGGGCGAGGAGGGCACUGUGAAGGUCCUGCCCCGAAAUCUUGCUGUCCCCUUCUGGGAGGUGUCACAGGCCCUCGGCCUCCCCCCCAUCCUCAGCCAUGCGGACUUUGUGUUGGCCAACUGGAGGAGGAAGAACCCCAACGGGCCUCUGGAAAUUGAGAACCUGGAUACCAUCAUCUCACUUCCCGGCGGACAGAGCCUGCGAGGCUUCAUCCUGGUCACCCUCCUGGUGGAGAAGGCGGCUGUUCCUGGGAUUAAGGCCAUCGUUCAGGCCAUUCAUGCCAUCCUGCAGCUGGAUGAGGAGACCCUGCACAAAGCCCUGCAGGAGCUGGCAGAGGCCAUCGGGGACAUGGGCAAGGCUUUGCAGCGGAUGCACGACUAUGUGGACCCAGCAGUAUUUUACGCUGUGAUCCGGAUUUUUCUCUCUGGCUGGAAGGACAACCCUGCAAUGCCAGAUGGGCUCAUCUACGAAGGUGUGUGUGAGCAGCCCAUGGCCUUCUCGGGAGGCAGCGCGGCGCAGAGCACCAUCCUGCACGCUUUUGACGAGCUCCUGGGGAUCCGUCACAGCCAGGAGAGCACUGCGUUCCUGCACAGGAUGAGGGACUACAUGCCCCCACCCCACAGAGCCUUUGUGGAGGAGAUCCACCGUGCCCCCUCCCUGAAGCAGCACGUGCUCUCCUCCGGAGAUGCGCGGCUCUGUGCCGCUUUCAACCGGUGCGUCUCGGCACUGGCAGACUUCAGGUCCCUCCACAUCACCAUCGUCACCAAGUACAUCAGUGUUGCAGCAGCCAAGGCCAAGGCCGAGCGAGCAGAGCCAGGCAACAGGGCUGGCCCUUCCACAGGGAAGCCUCCAUCUGCACUGGAAGCCAAAGGGACUGGAGGGUCCCACAUCUUCAGCUUCCUGAAGAGUGUCAGGGACACCACCAGGGAGGGGAUGAUAAGUGCCUGACUUGCCCCGAGGAUGCACAAAGCUCUGCAGGAGGCCAAAGGGCUCCGGUGUGUGUCUGCAGGCCCACGAGCCACAAUCUCACCUCAGUGACAGUCACCCAAGCCCUCCUUUCAGCAGCACCCUUCCUGCUGCCCAUCUGGGACCCGGGGAACACACUAUGGGCCAUCGAGGGAGGAGAGCAGUGCUGCUGAUAGCCCCGCAAGGCACGCAGUGAAUGCAGCAUCCUUCCAUGGUACCAGGAUGGGCACAGCAUCCUUCCACAGCACUGAGAUCAGCACAGCAUCCUUCCACAGCACUGGGAAGAGCCAUGUCUGUCCAAGCCAUGCUUGCUGCAUCCCACCGGGCUCCCUCCCCGCGACACCCCGGGCUCGGGGCUGCCGGCGGGGCCGGGCACGCCUGGGAUGACCCGGUCCAAUAAAGCAGCGAUUCCCAAACCCA